Messenger RNA from Melanotaenia boesemani (Boeseman's rainbowfish), 1767 nucleotides. RefSeq names its product pyridoxal phosphate binding protein. NCBI's taxonomy places the organism in Eukaryota, Metazoa, Chordata, Actinopteri, Atheriniformes, Melanotaeniidae. Gene Ontology annotation, molecular function: pyridoxal phosphate binding. Gene Ontology annotation, cellular component: intracellular anatomical structure. The transcript is spliced from 8 exons. The record is from RefSeq and is a predicted model, not a curated record. The coding region runs from base 36 to 995 and encodes 319 amino acids.
ACUGUUAACGUUUCGUUUCGUAGCCUUUUGACGGUAUGUGGAAAGUAGCAAUGUCGGAUGAGGUUGGGAAGGCGAUACAGUCGGUGCUGGAGCGCGUGAACCAGGCGGCGGCGCGGAGGCCCAAGGUAACCGCGGCCCGGGAGGCUCUGCUCCGCAGCUCAGGGUCGGAAAAACAGCGCUGCAGAAGCACGAGCGGUUAUACACUUCCGGCUGUGUCGCCCCGCCUCGUAGCCGUUAGCAAGACCAAACCCCCAGAGAUGAUUGUGGAGGCCUACAGACAAGGACAGCGCAACUUUGGGGAAAAUUAUGUUAAUGAACUUGUGGACAAAGCUUCAGACCCUUUGAUUUUAGAGUCGUGUCCAGACAUCAAGUGGCACUUUAUUGGACAUUUGCAGAAGAAUAACGUGAAUAAGCUUCUGGGUGUUCCUAACCUCUUCCUGGUGGAGACCGUCGACUCGGUGAAACUGGCCGACAAGGUCAACAGCUCGUGGCAGCGCGUCAGCGGAGCCGGCAGCCAGAGGUUAAAGGUCAUGGUGCAGGUCAACACCAGCGGAGAGCAGAGCAAACAUGGCCUCCCUCCAGAAGAGACGGUCAACACGGUGAAGCACAUCUUGUCUCAGUGCUCCGGCCUGCACUUCUCAGGACUCAUGACCAUCGGUCGCUAUGGCUACGACCUAACCCUGGGCCCCAACCCCGACUUUCAGAUGUUGCUGACUCGGAGGCAGGAGGUGUGCGACAGCCUGAAGCUUCCUCUGGAGGAGGUGGAGCUCAGCAUGGGCAUGUCCACGGAUUUUGAACAUGCGAUCGAAGUGGGCUCCACCAACGUGCGAGUGGGUAGCAUCAUCUUUGGUAACCGGGAGUACCCCAACAGCGCAGCUAACACUCCGAACCCCAGCCCGAUGCCCAGUCCGGCUCCCAGCCCCGAGAAAACCUCCAAACUGGUGUCAGAGGAAGCUGCCAAGAAGAUGCAUCACCUGACUGUAUCUGAACACUAAGCGGAGCUUCUGCAAACACGUUAGCAAAGAAAAAGUCUUAAUAUGGGAGAGCAUGAUGUGGAGCUAGGAUUGCUGACUUCUAGCACAUUUCUAAAGAGAAGUAACACAUUCUUGACUUUUUUGUGCCCUUUUAGCUCUUUAAGCAUUAAAGAGGCAUUUUAUUCAGAAUUAGUGACUUUUCCUUCUUAAAGGUGUCCAGCAGGUGUCGCUAACCGCCAGCGCUCCGCCUCCCGCCACAUGGCAGCGUUGGUGAACAUGGCUGGAUACAAACUGCAGAAAACACACUAACCUGAGGAAGAUUGUAAUGGUUUGUUGUGCUGAUGUUGUUUUCUAUCUCUCCGACCGAACAUGUGCGUCCAGGUCAGAACGAUGAACCGUUUUCAUCGUUCGCUUGAAACAAAGACUUGAUUUAAUAAAUCAUUUAUCCCUUUAUAAUGAAACUUAGUAUUGUGUGUUUGAUAUGGUUUCAUAAGAUGUGCCAAACGUGUCAGAUCUUUAUUCUUGAUAUUAACUGGGACGUUGUGGUGUGUUUGGUGUCCGUGCCGUGUUGUUGGCGCUGGGAGGGCGAACCUAUGCAAAGUGUUGAUUUAGUCUGAUUUUUAAGCUGCUGCUGUGACGUCGCGGCGGUUUCUUCCAUGAUGUCACCAGCGCAGCGUUUUUCUGUCUCUGUAAAAUAAACUGUCAGCGAAAAGAAGAAAACCGUGUGGUUGCUGUUUGGUUUGGAGUCUGGCUCUAGAGGACAAAGCCAAGCAAUAAAUCUCACUGUUGGGAA